Messenger RNA from Thalassophryne amazonica, 5510 nucleotides. Its product is annotated as zinc finger protein 11-like. Bases 132 to 3410 code for a protein of 1092 amino acids. NCBI's taxonomy places the organism in Eukaryota, Metazoa, Chordata, Actinopteri, Batrachoidiformes, Batrachoididae. The record is from RefSeq and is a predicted model, not a curated record. The transcript is spliced from 7 exons.
CUUGCGCAAUCCGCGCGGAGCGUCGAGUCGCUCCUCUUCCCCGCCAGCUCGCGCCGCAGGGUCGGGCGGACAUCGACUUACAACAACCCCGAGUUUAGUUGUUGCGCUAAUUCAGAAUUUUUGAAGACGAAAUGGAGAACCCGCAUCGCUCGGUGAACGAUUGUCACCUGAUGCUGCCGUCGCUGCGUCUCUUCAUCCCGCCGCUGCGCCUGGUGUCUGCAGCCAUGUGGCAGGUGGUCCAGAGGGGCCACGUGCAGGACUACGGGAUGGUGGAGGAGUUCAUCAGCAUGGUUACGGACUCUGUGCCUGAACUCCUGAAUGCCGACCAGAAGGCUCAGCUCCUCCUGGGACUCCGAGCGCGGGUGGUUCUGGAGUUGUGUCGGGCUGAGCAGAUCACGGACGUGGAAUCCAUCGAAAUGCACCUGAGUCAGAUCAGGACCCUUAUAUCCACCUGGGCGGCGCAGCCAUGUUUUGAAGCAGUCGAGUUUCCAGAAUCAAACUUUGUGGAUCAAGUUGAGUUAUUGUUGAAAGACCCGGAAGAAAAGGAGAAGUUCUUCCAGGAUGUUUUUCCGACUGAUUUUGGCCCGGAAUAUGAUGGCGCUCUGCAGGUGCUGUUGCUGGACUUCCUGUCCAGGCUGGAGAGGCUUCUUCCUGUUCCUGAUCUUCAGCAGACUGCGUCCAUGCUCAGUGCUGCCCCGUGUGCCUUGGAGGAGUGUGUGCAUGCUGUUCCUGAGCUGCAGGAGCUGAAAACGGUGCUGCAGUACCACACUGUGCUGGGACACGUGGAUUUAUGUGAUGAAACUCAGAGCAUUCCAUCCUCCUUUGGGAACUGUAUCCUGUCUUCACUGUCGCUCCCUCAGCUGGAGAAGGUUGUUAUCGAUGCAGAUCACAUCCAGCUUCAGCCUCCUGCGGAGCAGAUGGACGGAUGUAUGACCGUCCAGGUGGAGGGUCAGACGGUGACGCUGCUGGACUACAUACAGAUCGAGGAUCCAUCUGACCAAGAAGAAUCUGCAAACGAGGACGGAGGCACCGUAGAGACUUCUCGGCCAAGUAGGGGCGACAUCGGUGACGCAGACAGUAGCAGCCUCAAACCAGCAUCUUUCCAGCCACUCAAACAAAGCAAAAGGAUUCAAUUGAAGAAAAGAGAUUUUAAUGACAAAGACUCGUUACCUAUUUUCAAGAGACAGAGAAAAAAGUACCCCAACAACAAGACGUGUCCUGUGUGUAACAAAACCUUCCUGCGUGCGGCGGCCAUGAGGCGACACCAGGAAAUCCACUCUGAAAGCAGAGAUCUCAGGUACAAGUGUGCCAACUGUGAUAAGCGCUUCAGGGAUCAAUAUGACAUGAACCGGCACAGAAUGCGGGUCCAUGAGCGUGAGGAAACCAAUGGGAGUGCCAAAGAAGACGAUGUAGGGGAUCCCAGUGCCGCCGACACAGCCGACAGCAAGAACUGCGUUCUGUGUGGAAAGUUCUUCGCUCGCAACAUGGACAUGGAGCGCCAUAUGAUUUCCCACUCGGAGGACCGUCCGCAUAAGUGUUGUUACUGCGAGAAGAAAUUCAAGAACCUUUAUGUUUUGAGGAGACAUCAGAAAGAGAUCUGCAAGAGCAAAGAGCUGAAAAAAGCUCCAGUCGCUGUGAAGAGACGAGAAGUCCAGCAUGCUCAUGUGCAGUUGCCAUUGGACGGCGCGAUAGACGGGAAAAUCUGUCCUAUCUGCAGCCGGAUCCUCCCCUGCACCGCCGACAUAGCCAAGCAUUUACGCUCACACACCGAAGAGCGACCUUUUAUCUGCAUCACUUGCGAGAAGGGCUUCAAGUACAAGGACACGCUGAAGAAACACCAGAUCAUCCACGGACAUGAGGGUAUCCGCGAGGAACAAAGCAAGACCAUGGAGCAGAUCUUGGCGGAAGCCGAUCCUCAGAACUGCGGUGAAACGGGUAGUUUUGUUAAAAAUAGCCUGGAUGCAGCCGCUGUUGAUGCUUUUGAAGAGCUGUCGUCUGUGUCGCAACAGACGUGCAAAAUUUGCCCGAUUUGCGCCAGAGUGUUUGACAGCAUAAAGGUCCUGAACCGGCACAAACAAUGUCACACGGAUGACCGACCGUACCACUGCAUAUACUGCAGACGGCGCUUCAAGCACAUGCACGGGCUGAAACGCCACCAGAUUUACGCUGUGUGCCACAAGAAAAUAACACGGUUUUCCAUGUGGAAAAAGGAGCCCAGAGCAGGGACCAGCCACGGAGAUCUGACCGGUGCCGAUCCCCACCAGGAGCCACCUCUGAAGAUACCGGUGUGGUGUUCAAACUGCGGCAAGCACUUUGAAUACCCUUCAGCUCUGAAGGAGCAUCAGGAAAACGUCUGCAAAGUGGAGGUGAAGGAGGUGUUUAAGUGCAAGGGCUGUGGGAAAGAAUUCAAGAGCAUGACCAUGCUCAAAGUGCACGAGAGGAUCCACGACCCCCUCUACUGCAAAGAGUGUGGUAAGAUCCUCGCCAACGAGGAUGCGUUUGAGAGGCACAAACUGAUGCACCGCCCCAUGCAGUGCACCAUGUGUGACAAGACCUUCACCCUGCUGCGGCGUUUGAGGGAACACUACGAGAAGCAGCACAACUUCACCGGCCCCUAUCCGUGCACGCAGUGCGGCAAAGCCUUCAUCCAGCUGUCCUACCUCGCCAUCCAUGAAAGGAUCCACAAAGGCGAGUUCCCGUACGCUUGCAGCAUGUGCUCGGAGAAGUUCCGCUCUUCCAACUGUCUGACGGUUCACCAGCGGAAACACACCGGCGAGAAGCCCUUCCUCUGCUGGCAGUGUGGCAAGUGCUACCGCUCGGCCUCUGAGCUCUCCGUACACAUGGGUACGCACUCGGAGGAGCGGCCCUGGGCCUGCACGCAGUGCGACAUGGCUUACCGCACCAAGCUGCAGCUGACCAACCACGUGGAACAGAUCCACAUUGGUGUGCGCUACCCGUGCACCAGCUGCGGGAAGCAGUUCAUGAAGGAGACAUCGCUGAAGCGGCACGAGCUGAUCCACACGGGCGAGCGGCCACAUCAGUGCACAGUGUGUGGCAAGACCUUCCUGACCGCCAACGAGCUCCGCCUCCACAACAGGUACCACACUGGCGAGCGUCCGUACAAAUGUGAAAUGUGCGGGAAAGCUUUCAUCCAGUCGGGGUACCUGAAGACUCACAUGCGCAUCCAUACGGGCGAGAAGCCAUUUAAAUGUGACAUAUGCAACAAAGGCUUCCGACUGUCCUACCACAUGAAGAAGCACCGCUGGACGCACAUGGGCAACACGAAAAGCUACGCCUGCCAGGAGUGUAAGCUGGCCUUCCUCAACAAAAAGGCCCUGUGGCAGCACUCGCUGUCUCACGAUGUCAAACUGGAGUCGUUUACACAGGAAGCCAAACUAGACUUUCAGUAGAAUUCUUUAUCUUCCUUCAGUGUUGAUGUCAGGCUUUUUUUUUUUUUUUCAGUUGUGGAUGUGAUGAGGUGUUAAAAUACAAUCAGCUCACUCAGUGUCCUGAUACACGCCGCCGCGAUAAGAUGGCUAAAUGUUUACAUGUUCGCCCUAAAGUGUAAAACGUGUUUUGUUUGACACUUGUUUAUUAAUGCAGAUUUGUGCCUUAACCAAUCAGAAUUAGUGUUUUGUUUUUUCCUGUAUGCGCAUGUUUAUACAUACACACACACACACACAUAUAUAUAUAUAUAUAAUUAAAUUAGUUUUGGUGGCAUUUGGCAGUUUUACACCUAUUUCUCUGAAGUCAAACAAAUUGGUUUUGGGACGAGUCCAGGCCGGAUUUUCAGGGUUACGACUCGCGGCUGCAAAGCCCGGUUUCUGCUGCGCCGCGCGCACAACGUCCACGCUGCUUCCACCACAGUGAUCUUUGCUUUCACUUUUUCACAGCUGUGAAUUUUCAUAAAUCAGUAACGUGCACGAAAAAAAACCACGAGUUUAGAUGUGAAACACUGCAAGUCCAAAACCGCAACAUAAAACUGCAACAUAAAAUCGCAGUACAAAGUGUAGCUUUAUGUAAAUAAAAUGAGAAUGGUGCAUUCAAGUUAAUAUUUUGCACAGUGUCUGUGACCUGCAUGUUGACCUCAAUUUAAAAACUCCUGGUUUUUGGGCUCCGUGUUUUGUAUCAGAACUCACCUUCUGGUUUAUCAUGAACCCGAAACGUGACAAAAUGCUACUUCAGAGAUGAACAGGAAGCUAUCAGACCUGCUAACUGUGCAGUCGAACCGUUCGCGCGCACUGGAAUUUAAUCAGUGAGGCCACAAACGUCUCGCACGACUCUAAAGAUGUCAAUCUUUUUGUUUGUUUUAAAUUGAUGCUUCCAGUGACUCCUGGAAAAAAUUAUGGAAUCACUGCAAAGAAAGAAGCUUCAACCGGCUUUCUGACUUCACAUAAGGAAACAAAAAAUCAGAUGAUGCAAAGCAGCUUUUUUUUUUAUAACUUUUUUUUUUUUUUUUUUACUCGAUCUGGAAAAUGAUUUGGCUUUAAUUUAAAACCCUUAAUGUGUCUCUUAAGUCAGAAACCUGGAUGACUGUUACCUCUGUGGUGAUGUCAUUUUUACAUCCGCUAAGGACGUAAUAAAAUCAUCUGCGCUUAUUUAUUUAUUUGUCUGUCUGUUAGCAGGAUUAUGUCAAAGCUACUGCACAAAUUUUGACAUUUGCACCACAGAUAGAUUUGAGGGCCUGGAAGACUCCACUGAAGUUUGGAGGUGAUCCGGAUCUGGAUUGGCGGACGUCAGAAAUCUCAAAUUGCUCUCAUUUUCCCCGUGAGUUGUCUUCUGUGCGACUUCCUUGCUGAAUGUGUAAUUAUGACCACAGAGUUUCCUACAGUUCUCCUUUUAGGAAGUUUAUUUUCUGCCGAGUCCAUCGACCUUAUUUUAAAACUUUUCACAUCAGAUCUGGGUAACAGUAGGAGGGCUGUUUUUGUUAUAUAGAUUUUUAAUAUACAGAUUAUAUACGAACUCAGUUGUUCAGUUGGGAGCACAUACCUCCACCAUGGCCAUAUAUUCUGUAUCCAAAACAUGUUCCGGAUCACAUUCAUAUUAAAAUCCUUCAUCUCGGACGUAAUCCACCAAAUUUCAUUGACAUCCUCUCACAACCUUUUUCAGUUAAAUGUUGCGACAUGCCAAACAUUCUUUUGAAUUCCAGGUCCAGAAUGUAUUCUGGAUCACAUCCAAAUCUAAAUCCUGUAUUUCCCAGACCAUUGUUUAUCUGCUCACCAAAUGUCAUUAAAUUUCCCUUUGUUACUUUUUGGUUUGUCCUGCUAACUUUUACUUUGUGCUGUUCCGCUGUGAGAAUUCAUUUGUUGUUUUUUGUUUUGAAUUUUCCUAGUUGAAUUGUUACUUUGAGCUGUUUGGAGGAUCUGCUCAGUUUCUGCUUCAUAACUUUAUGAAAUAAAUCUGUCCUGAACGUAGCGUUUUUCUGUUGUUCCUCCAGAGCAGAAGAUUGCUUCAUAAACUCUGAACGGAGCUGGGAUGUGUUAAGGUGUUGGAGCUUCAUGUAGUCAUUG